CCAGCACGAGCUCGCGAACUUUGCAGCCCUCCCCAAUCUCAUCUCUGAGCUGCAGAGAGACUACAGCAGAGAUGGAGCUCUCCAAAUUGAGUCUGGAAGACCAUUCCCUCUCAGAAGACAAAGUAGUAGCCGAGCCUUUUCGUUUCAGCUUUGAAAUAGCCUGGGAAGUUGCUCACAAAGUUGGUGGUAUUCACACUGUGAUUAGGAGUAAAGCCCCAGUCACUACUGCCGAGUUAGGAGACCAGUAUUGCAUGAUAGGACCCUACCAUGAGCCAACCGUUAAGCUAGAAGUAGAGGUGAUGGAGCCUGAGCUCUCUGUCACUAAAGAAGUCGUUGAGUCCAUGAAGAAGGAAGGAGUCAAGGUUGUCUAUGGUCGCUGGCUCAUUGAAGGUUACCCGAAGGUGAUAUUAUUUGAUUUGGGUUCCUCGUACUGGCGUCUGAGUCAGUGGAAGCAGGAGAUAUGGGAUCUCUGUCACAUUGGUAUCCCUGAUAAUGAUGGAGAGUCACAAGACGCUGUCGUCUUUGGCUUCUUAACAUUUUGGUUCAUAUCUGAAUUUGUUAGGCGUAUCCCUGGUCCCUCUCCGCUGGUUGUUGCUCAGUUUCACGAGUGGAUGUCAGGUAUUGGCCUCCUGAUGCUCAGGUUAAAGAAGAUCCCAGUGGCAACCAUAUUCACAACACACGCUACUCUGUUGGGUAGAUACCUUUGUGCAGGGAAAGCAGACUUUUAUAAUAAUCUACCUUUUUUUAAUGUUGACAAGGAAGCUGGUGAUAGGCAGAUAUAUCACAGAUAUUGUUUGGAGAGGGCAGCUGCUACUAUAUGUCACACGUUUUCUACAGUCUCAAAGAUCACUGCAGAAGAAGCUGAACAUUUGCUAAAGAGGAAGCCGGAUGUUGUUCUUCCUAAUGGUUUAAAUGUCAUUAAGUUCAGUGCAAUGCAUGAGUUUCAGAAUCUUCAUGCUCAGUCUAAAGAGAAGAUUCAUGAUUUUGUGAGAGGUCAUUUCCAUGGCCAUUAUGAUUUUGAUCUUGACAAGACUUUGUAUUUUUUUAUAGCUGGCAGGUAUGAAUUCAGUAACAAAGGAGCUGAUCUCUUUCUAGAAUCACUAGCUAGACUCAAUCAUUAUUUAAAAGUGUGCAAUAGUGAUAUCACUGUUGUUGCCUUCUUCAUAUUUCCUGCUCCAACAAACAGCUUUAACGUUGCUUCUUUGAAAGGACAAGCUAUCACAAAACAACUGAGAGAAACUGUUGAUUCAAUCCAAGCUCAAAUAGGCAAGAAGAUUUAUGAGAGCACAUUGAGAGGACAUCUUCCUGACCCUCAAACUUUUCUUGAGAAAGAAGAUAUCAUAAAAUUGAAGAGAAGCAUGUUCUCUGCCCAGAGGACAGACUUACCACCAGUUGUGACUCACAAUGUCCUCAACAGUGACUCUGACCCUGUUCUCUCUCACAUCAGACGAAUACAAUUAUUCAAUAGAAGAGAGGACAGGGUGAAGGUAAUAUUUCAUCCCGAGUUCCUUUCAUCAACUAAUCCUUUAUUCAAGAUGGAUUAUGAGGAGUUUGUCAGAGGCUGUCAUUUGGGAGUGUUCCCGUCAUAUUAUGAGCCGUGGGGAUACACCCCAGCUGAGUGCACUGUAAUGGGCAUUCCUUCUGUUACUACUAAUCUCUCUGGCUUUGGUUGCUUUAUAUCAGAGAAUGUAACUGAUCCUCCAGCCUACGGACUGUACAUUAUUGAUAGAAGGUUUAAGAAUGUGGAGGAGUCAGUCCAACAAUUGUCUCAGUAUUUGUUUGAAUUCUGUUCCCAGUCAAGGAGACAGCGUAUCAUACAGAGGAACAGGACUGAGAGACUGAGUGAGCUCCUCGAUUGGGAGCAGCUUGGAAAGUAUUAUCGCAUGGCCAGGAAGAUGGCACUAAAGGCUGUCCAUCCAGACUACUUUAAGAGAUCUGGAGCUGCAACUCCCGUCCAUACUGACAAGUUUCCCAGACCUCUUAGUCUUCCACCUAGUGAGCCUCCGAACCUCAGUGAAGAUGAGGAAGAUGAGGAAGAUGAAGAUGAAGAUGAAGGAGAUGAUUAUGAAGCUGCCAGCUCUCCACAUCAUUCUCUCUCUUCCUCGGUUGCUUCAACGUGACAGAAAUCUCUCUAAUGCCGCAGUGUGUGUUGCUGUAGAAACAAAAUUAGAAUUUAGUUAUUUUGAUUAUUAUUAUUAUUAUUACCAUCAUUUUCAUUAUUAAUUUUUUUAUCAUGAUAGAGGUUGUUUAUUUUGUUGAUGCCUUGUAUUAUAAUUUAUAGUAUAAUUUCAAUGAAAAAUCAAUUAGAUAUGUUUAGAAAGAUGUGUGUUGUAGACCAUCUUUUAAUGUUGAAUUUUAGCA
Amphimedon queenslandica is the source of this 2361-nucleotide messenger RNA. Its product is annotated as glycogen [starch] synthase, muscle-like. Gene Ontology annotation, biological process: glycogen biosynthetic process. The record is from RefSeq and is a predicted model, not a curated record. Gene Ontology annotation, cellular component: cytoplasm. Gene Ontology annotation, molecular function: alpha-1,4-glucan glucosyltransferase (UDP-glucose donor) activity. The transcript is spliced from 19 exons. Bases 72 to 2120 code for a protein of 682 amino acids. Lineage: Eukaryota; Metazoa; Porifera; Demospongiae; Haplosclerida; Niphatidae.